AUGCAAUUCUCUUCUUCUCCUUCACCCACUUGGACAAUAACGUCCUUAGUCACAUUGGGAUGUAUUAUGCUUCUUGCGUCUUUGUCCGAUGCUCAACUUACCCCUACCUUCUACGACAAUUCAUGCCCAAACGUCACUAACAUCGUACGAGACACCAUUGUCAACGAGCUAAGAUCGGACCCUCGUAUCGCCGCGAGCAUCCUUCGUCUUCACUUCCACGACUGCUUUGUUAAUGGUUGUGAUGCAUCGAUCUUGUUAGACAACACAACAUCAUUUCGAACAGAGAAAGAUGCCUUUGGAAACGCAAAUUCGGCUCGCGGAUUUCCUGUGAUUGAUAGAAUGAAAGCCGCGAUCGAGAGGGCCUGUCCGAGAACCGUUUCAUGCGCAGAUAUGCUCACUAUCGCAGCUCAACAGUCAGUUACUUUGGCAGGAGGUCCUUCUUGGAGAGUUCCUUUGGGGAGAAGAGACAGUUUAAGGGCAUUUCUAGAUCUCGCUAAUCAAAAUCUUCCAGCUCCAUUCUUCAACCUUACACAACUUAAGAACAGCUUCCGAAAUGUUGGCCUCAACCGUCCUUCUGAUCUUGUUGCUCUCUCCGGGGGCCACACAUUUGGUAAAAACCAGUGCCGGUUUAUCAUGGACAGAUUGUAUAACUUUAGCAGCACCGGUUUACCCGACCCUACCCUCAACACUACUUACCUCCAAACUCUUCGUGGACUAUGUCCCCGUAAUGGUAAUCUAAGCGUAUUGGUUGAUUUUGAUCUGCGUACGCCCACGGUUUUCGACAACAAAUACUAUGUGAAUCUCAAAGAACGUAAAGGUCUUAUCCAGAGCGACCAAGAGUUGUUCUCUAGCCCUAAUGCCAGUGACACAAUUCCCUUGGUGAGAGCAUAUGCUGAUGGUACACAAACAUUCUUCAAUGCCUUUGUCGAGGCGAUGAAUAGGAUGGGAAACAUUACACCUACUACCGGAACUCAAGGACAGAUCAGGUUGAACUGUAGGGUGGUGAACUCCAACUCUCUACUCCACGAUGUGGUUGAAAUCGCUGAUGAAUUUGUUAGCUCUAUGUGA
Messenger RNA from Arabis nemorensis, 1068 nucleotides. NCBI's taxonomy places the organism in Eukaryota, Viridiplantae, Streptophyta, Magnoliopsida, Brassicales, Brassicaceae. The record is from the annotation of a GenBank genome assembly.